CAUUUUUCCCCUCUGUUUCUUCUCCAUCUUCAACCUCUGUUUUUCUCAAUCCAAGUUCCCUCUCAAAACACCUUUUUGAUUUAUGAUGUCAAGAAAGCUUCUUGUUUUCUUGUUCCUCAUCACUUUUCUCUUCAAACCCAUAUCUUUUCUUGCUUCUGCUGAGAAUGUGACUUUCGAUUUCCAUUCCUUCACUCUCCGCAACCUCACCCUCCUCGGCGACUCUCACCUCCGGAACGGGGUUGUUAGCCUCACACAAGAGCUUGGUGUACCAUCUUCUAGUUCCGGUACUGUGAUUUACGACUACCCAAUUCUGUUUUUCGAUCAAGAUUCUAAUACCACGGCUUCUUUCCACACGAGAUUCUCUUUCAGGAUCAAGAACUUGAAUCCGAGUUCUUUUGGUGAUGGGUUGGCGUUUUUCCUUUCUCCGGAUAACCAGACUCUGGGUAGUCCCGGAGGGUAUCUGGGUCUGGUUAAUUCUUCGCAGUUGACCAAGAACAGGUUCGUCGCGGUUGAGUUCGACACCAGGUUGGAUCCCCAUUUUGGCGACCCAAAUGACAAUCAUGUUGGUUUGGAUAUUGACAGUCUGAAUUCGAUCAAAACUGUGGAUCCAAGCUCACAAGGGAUUGAUCUAAAGAGUGGGAAACAUCUCACAGCUUGGAUUGAUUACAUGAAUGAAUUGAAGCGCCUGAGAGUUUUCUUGAGUUCUUCGGAUUCAAAACCCCAAAAUCCACUGUUGACUGUGGAUAUCGACCUUUCUGGGUAUCUCAGGGAGAUGAUGUUUGUGGGUUUUUCAGCUUCAACUGAAGGGAGCACUGAGAUUCACUUGAUUGAGAAUUGGAGCUUUCAUAGUUCUGGGUUAUCUCCAGUCCGACAUCCUCACAAUGUAUCUGAUAGUUCAGUGACGAUAAUAACAGAUAUCCAUAGAUCUAGUUCUGGUAGUAACCAUCACAAGAAGCUUGCUUUGGGUCUUGGAAUUGCUGGUCCGGUGUUCUUUUGUGUAGUUCUUUCAGUGUUCGGCUAUAUUUCUCUGAGAAAAUGGAAGGGUGCGAGAACAGAGAAAAACCUCAAAGCUGAGUUCGUAGCAGGGCCCCGACAGUUUAGUUACAAAGAGCUUAUGUCAGCUACAAGAGGGUUUCAUUCAAGCAGAAUCAUAGGCCACGGUGCAUUUGGGAAUGUUUAUAAGGCCAUCUUCAUGUCUUCUGGUACAAUUGCAGCGGUGAAAAGAUCAAGGCAUUCCCAUGAAGGUAAGUCUGAGUUUCUUGCUGAAUUGUCCGUUAUAGCUUGCUUAAGGCACAAGAAUUUGGUUCAGCUACAGGGUUGGUGUGCUGAGAAGGGUGAAUUACUGCUUGUUUAUGAGUUUAUGCCAAAUGGAAGCCUUGAUAAAUUGCUGUAUCCAGAAUCUGGACAUGGCAUGUCAUUGAGUUGGUGCAAUAGGAAGAAUAUUGCAGUUGGUCUGGCUUCUGUGCUGUCUUACCUGCAUCAAGAAUGUGAGCAGCAAGUCAUUCACAGAGACAUAAAGACUAGCAACAUAAUGCUUGAUGGAAACUUCAACGCAAGGCUUGGUGAUUUUGGACUGGCUAGGCUCAUGGAUCAUGAUAAGAGUCCUGUUUCCACACUUACUGCAGGAACCAUGGGGUACCUUGCUCCUGAAUAUCUUCAUUGUGGGACUGCAACCGAGAAAACUGAUGUUUUUAGCUACGGUGUUGUUGUCCUUGAAGUAGCUUGUGGUAGGAGGCCUAUUGAGAAGGAACCUUAUAGUCAAAAACUAGAGAAUUUGGUUGAUUGGGUUUGGGGAUUGCAUACUGAUGGAAGGAUCUUGGAGGCAGCUGAUAAAAGAUUGAAUGGGGAGUUCAAAGAGGAAGAGAUGAGGAAGCUACUGCUGGUGGGUUUAAGCUGUGCACACCCUGAUAGUGCAGAGAGGCCUUCAAUGAGGAGGGUUCUUCAGAUACUCAACAAUGAGGCUGACCCAGUAUUCGUGCCAAAGAGGAAACCAAGCCUUAUUUUCUCUUGUAGCUUGACUGUUGAAGACAUUGUUUCUGACGAUGAAGAGUGCCAGAGAGCUUCUGUUAGUCAUGAUGAAGAUCACAUGAAAGAUUCUGCUAGUCAAGUGUGAGAUCAAAUUUCACUGCUAGAUUUCAUAUUCACUUUAUAGGCGCCUGUUGAUUGUUUAAUUCUUUUAAUUGCUUUAACCAUUGCAUCUGUUUUGUUGUUUUUUAGUUCACUGACUUGAGACUAGCAGUUCACUGGCCUGAGUUCAAAACUCAUGUUGAACUGUAUGGUCUCUGCAAAUAACUAAGGUUCAAUGAAAAGUUUGAAUUUGUAGCUUUUCCUCUCCACCUGUAUUUGUAAUAGAAAUGAUAAGCCGUAGUUUUCUUUUCUUUUCUUUUCUUUUUGGGUAUAAAGCCAUAGUUAUUUU
This is a messenger RNA of Rubroshorea leprosula, 2416 nucleotides long. The record is from the annotation of a GenBank genome assembly. Lineage: Eukaryota; Viridiplantae; Streptophyta; Magnoliopsida; Malvales; Dipterocarpaceae.